This is a messenger RNA of Clonostachys rhizophaga, 867 nucleotides long. The record is from the annotation of a GenBank genome assembly. Lineage: Eukaryota; Fungi; Ascomycota; Sordariomycetes; Hypocreales; Bionectriaceae.
AUGGCCAGGCUCACCUUAUUGGUGGUAGUUGUGAUGCAGCUGUCCCAGCCGCUGUCUGCCACCCCAUUCUCAUGGACUAAGUAUGGCUCCAUGGGGCCAAUAGGAUUCGCAUGGCCACCUGACAGGACGUGGAGCUUCGAUACUGUAUUGGACGAGCCGUGUGGCGCGCCUGGUGUUGGCAACCGGACCGAGUUCCCACUGACAAACGGUGCCAUAUCCCUUCAACAGAAGCAAGAGGCCUACGACUUUCAGGUAUCCAUCACUUAUAGUUCAAACCCGAACAAUAAAAGCACAUUCUUCCCCGUCACCCCGAUCCAGUCCUCGCUCGAGUACACUCGCCUGUGCCUCAACCUGACGACUCUCCCCAACGACGUAACGGCCGGACAGAACGCGACGCUGCAGCUGCAGUAUACAGCCCCGUGGUAUGGCUACCGGGACGAGCAGAGCAAGCGGCACAUGGAAGCCAACGAGACCUUCUACGUCUGCGCCGACAUUAUCCUCGUGGAGAGCGCCGAGCUUCUCCUCGACGAGAUUCCGUCGUGCUUUAACAUCUCGACGGAUUACAAUAACGGGGACCAGUGGCCGGAUUGGCCAUGGGAUAAUGGUGAUGGUGACGACGGGUCAGAUCAGGAUGAGGCCAAGGGGGGUGUGAAUGGUUCCGGCAUCUCCGUCGGCGCAGUUGUCGGCAUCGCCGUCGGAGGGUUCCUUGCUGUCGCCAUCAUUGCUGCCAUUGUAGCUUGGGGCAUCUACUUGGCAAGAAAGGGGAGGAAGGCGAGGGCGGAGGAGGAAUCGAACAAGAUGUCAAAGGAGGAAGAGAUUGCUGCCGCGAAGAAACUCGACGAUUCUGAUAGCGCGUCUUUGAGUUGA